Melanaphis sacchari is the source of this 1654-nucleotide messenger RNA. RefSeq names its product hemicentin-2-like. The transcript is spliced from 7 exons. Gene Ontology annotation, cellular component: neuron projection membrane. Bases 524 to 1531 code for a protein of 335 amino acids. Gene Ontology annotation, biological process: synapse organization. The record is from RefSeq and is a predicted model, not a curated record. NCBI's taxonomy places the organism in Eukaryota, Metazoa, Arthropoda, Insecta, Hemiptera, Aphididae.
UUGUCCGCACGAUUUCCCGCGUUCGUUCCGUCGCGCUAUCGCCGCCAAACCGCACGAUACCGUCGUCGCGUUUACACGAAAAAUUGUUUUCAAAUUUUGUCAACUAAUAAAAAUAGACACGUCGCAAUCGGAUCGUACCGUCCGUCGAAUCGAUCUCGCUCCACCGUUCGCCGGCAUCGGCACUCCGCUUUUCUGUUCCAGAAAAACAAAAUAUUUCCCUCGGCCCGUCGUGCAGUGACAUAAUAAUAUAAUACAGCGUGAUAGUGCCGUUACACGACUUAACUAUAUUGUCGACAAAUAUUGCCAUCGUCGCAGUCCGUUCCCGCGGGGUCCAGUCGUCCAGCCAUCUGCAGUAUUGCGACUGCUCCGGGCGAAGAAACAAUUAAUUAAACCACAAUGAUAAACCUCACACAUCACGUACACUGUCAAUGUUCGCUAUGCCAGUGGUCAUAAACGGUCCCAGCGGUCGUCGCGACGCGUGAAAACAGCUUACCAAACGUGUCGACGUGAUCGCACGUGCACGAUGAGGCCGUUCGUGGUUGGUGUUGGAUUGGCAUUACUGCUGGCCAUCGGGACGUUCCGUGGCGCCGUAUGUUCGCAAAACGGUGACGGGAAAAAAAAUUCAGUGCCGGAAACUGGAGGAAAACCCGUCGAAAAGCCUUUGGCUCCUAUGCGCGGUAUCUCCACUACUCUGCCACCGCGGAACACGACAAACUCGACCGCGGUAGUGGGUACUGCGACCACACCAGAAGUGUCGAACGCGACACAAAGCAGUGCACUGGACGACGCGCAACUCCAACGGACACUACUCAAACCAAAGUUUUUAACGGAAAACUCAUCGACCGUCGUCGCACAGACGGGAGCAUCCAGUCGGAUAUCCUGUCUUGUCGCCAACUUGGGCGACUGCGUGGUUUCCUGGAUUCGUAGACGAGACUAUCGACUACUCACCGUCGGACUAUCUACAUACACGGAAGAUUUGCGAUUUCAAUCUCUGCACCACGUUCAGACUGGGGAUUGGACACUGCAAAUAAAAUACGUUCAGUUACGAGAUGCCGGUUUGUACGAGUGUCAAAUAUCAUCACAUCCACCGAAAAGCAUUUUUAUCAAUUUAAAAGUUGUCGAGGCACAAGCCGAGAUAGCCGGUGCUUCCGAGAAGUAUCUGAUGUUGAAUAGUCCGCUACAUUUGGAAUGUGUUGUCCAGCAGAGCCCCGUGGACCCGGUUUAUAUAUUCUGGUACCAUGACAGCCGAAUGAUCAACUACGACAUCGACCGGGGCGUGAACGUCACGUCCGACUUACCUAACAAGCACAGCGCAUUGUAUAUUGAACGCGCGUCUCGCGCCCAUUCCGGUAACUACACGUGUGCACCGAGCAACGCGUUCCCUGCUAACACGGUCAUACAUAUUCUAAAUGGCGAGAACCCGGCGGCCAUGCAGCACGGACACGGACGGAGCCUGAACAUGCUUAGCUGUCCAUCCAUAUGGAUACUCAUACCGUCCUUAGUAAUGUUCAUCAACUUAAAUACAAAUUGAAAGCACAAUAUUAUCGGUGUGCGACUGGAGUAAACGCGUGCAAAACGAGAAACGCGAAAAAAAAAUAUUAAAAAAAAAAAAUAACAAUAAUAAUAAUUACGAUGACAGAUCAAGUGUGAAAUA